AUGGCGGCGAAACCGAUUGGGAGUCCGAUUCCGGUGGCGAUGUACCCGACUUUGUCGCUGUUCACUCUAGCGAUUGGUCUCGUCAUCACCGCUUUCUUCUUCAUCUAUGAAGCUACAUCAUCCAGGAAAAACCGUAGCCUCGGGAAGGAGCUUGCGACUGCAGCAGUAGCAUCUGUUUUCUUGGGGUUUGGAUCGUUGUUUUUGCUACUUGCUAGUGGUGUUUAUGUCUGA
Messenger RNA from Eruca vesicaria subsp. sativa (arugula), 231 nucleotides. The record is from the annotation of a GenBank genome assembly. NCBI's taxonomy places the organism in Eukaryota, Viridiplantae, Streptophyta, Magnoliopsida, Brassicales, Brassicaceae.